AUGUGUGUUUGGAGGCCACCUGCGGAGCCGAACAACGCUGCGAGGGAAGCUUCUUCAAAAAGUUCAUACCCCCGCGUGUCCUACCAUUCUUCCACGCAUGGUCAAUGGAUCAAUGCGAGAGUGGUCGCGGCCGAUCCGCAGAAAGGGGCUGUGCAGAUAGACAAGAAGCCAGGAAUAUGGAUCUCGGCUGAGGACUCUCGAUUAAGGAUCGGCCAGGGUGCGGCUUUGCAGCAAGCUGCCAUGGACAAGGCGCGCGUCGUAACCCUACCGGUGCCAAGCGUGUCAUCGUCGGUGCAGAGCACGGAGCCUCUGAAGGAGGUGUCGGUGCCCAGCACCAACGGCGUCUCCAAGGCAGCUCAGCAGGAAACGGCCGCAUCAGCUCAGGCCGUGAGAUUCCCAGCCCCUCGGAUUCUGGGCGGCGUGAAUGGCGUCAAGCAAGAGAACGCCUCUGUGCUCCUGCGCGAGGCAGAGCAGGAGGUUUCCAGGCAGCAGCCUCUUCAGCCCAGAGGUGCGGCCCCCAACAUCGUCCUGGGCGGAGAGGCGCCCAAAGUGAUCGGUGGAUUUGCAGACGGCCACUGCCCCUCCACGUCUUCUUCACCACGCAAGUCUUCGAAAGAGAAGCCCUCACCGCAGCGUGCUCGGAUUAUCGUGGACACUCCUGCCCCGGAGGAUCCCGCCAGUCCAGAGCGAACGCCUCAGGGCAAAUCCUGGUUCAAAUGCCCGGAGUGUGGUACUAUGGUGGAGAGCAUUGAGGAGGCCGUCGUCCACUGUGAAGCGACGACCAGCCCGACCAAAGGUGGAUCUGGGCAGGAUGCUGAAGCUCCAGACAAUGCUUUGUCAGGCCUGCCCAAAGGGGAACCUGUAGCCUACGAUGAGCUCGGCCGGCCUUUGAUCAUGAGGGUCAAGGAUCCGGAGACCAGCCAGAAUCGAACCUUGGUGAGGCAAGACACCGGAGCCUACCGAGCCUUCGAUGAUGGAGAUGUCGACACCCUGCUGAACUCCGUGACAGACGACGUUUCCAAGUAUCUCGAUGGCCUCUCCACGACUGAGCUCCGUGGGCUAGUUCACGAGGUCGGUCAGCGGUUGCUGGAAAACUCCCAGCUUUAUCACAGCCGGCUCUCCGAGCUCGAGAAGCUCGGGGAGCAGGCGAACUUCGCCUUCUUCGGCCUCGGCUGCGACGCCACGGAGCGGGACCUGGACAACGCGUACCGCAAACUUGCGAAGAAGAUGCAUCCGGAUAAGAACGGUGGAACAGAAGAAGCCAAGAAGAGGUUUCAGGGGAUGAAGGAGAGGUACGAAGCAUUGAAGAAGCGAUUGGCCGGGGACAGUGGCGAUGCCGAGGAGCCCGAAAAGGAGAACGACGAAGGCGACGACGCAGCUGCUAACAAAGAGAAAGAUCAGGAGAAGGAGAAGGGCGAUGGCAAGUCCAUCGAGUACGAUCCGGGAGACAAGGACUCCAUGGUCCAAACGGUCUCCAAGAUGGCCGGCCAGCUGAAGAAUAUCGAGAUACAAAUGAGUGUCUUGAUGAAGGAGCUUACACGGGUGAAGUCGCAGGUGCCCUGA
Symbiodinium sp. CCMP2592 is the source of this 1563-nucleotide messenger RNA. NCBI's taxonomy places the organism in Eukaryota, Dinophyceae, Suessiales, Symbiodiniaceae. The record is from the annotation of a GenBank genome assembly.